UUGCGAGAAGCUUGUUGCUUGUUGAAUGGAGAAGGCUAAGUAAUAACUAACGGUUGAUGUCUUCAUCUCUGUUCACGCUUCUGUCUGUCUCCUGGUCUUCCACCCCUCUCAGUUACAACUUACAAGUGCUACAAGUCUCAAGAAAAGAAAGAUAGAAAAAAAAAGCAUUAAUGAAAAUAAAUACUAUGAGUUUUGCCUUUAUGGCAUUCCAGCUACCACACUUUUACUUGCAGCAUGCAAUGUUUGAUUAAAUUUUCUGUCGUCCUUGCUGUGGAUUGAUUUCACUUUGUGGGUAACUGCGAUGUUUGUGUUGCCAUGUGAUUUCAGUGCACCUGUUCCGAUACAUUCGUUGUUGCGUUGCUUUCACUUAUCCCUCGGGUUUCGUUCAUUCUUACACUCAGCGAAGUAGUCUUAAUUUUUUAUAAAUUGUUUUCUAGCAAAAUUAUGUAGACACCUCCGUUAGCUUAAGUUAACUUCUACAACCGUUCCCCACAAUGCCCUUCAAAUUCUUCCUCAUCAUCUUAUCCACUAUGUGUUCCCUGCUUCAUCAAGUUUCACACUUUCGUGUUGGAUUUGGAUUUGGAUUUGGAUUUGUAAUUUGUUCUCUUUAGUUUUGUGGGUCUCCAAAAAAAAAAAUGAAGGACGAGGUGGAUUCCCCUUUUGGUGUUCUUGAGGACUAUUUCAACUUCAAGAGUUCAGAAUCAGAAACAAGCUCUUCCAAAGAACCAAGUACUAUUGUGGAUUCUGAUAAGUUAAAACCAGGUUCUAGGUGGAAUGCGUUUCUUCAAUUGUUGAGGGUCAAAUCGAAGCCAAUAGCUACAUUGCAUCCUCUUAGUGUCCUCAAGCUUUCAAGAAGAAUGAGCAGUAGCAUGAGGGAGACUGUAAUAGAUGCAGAUUCGUCCUUGCAUAGGUCACCCUGGAAGAUCUUCACUCACCAUGAGAUACAAAUUGCAACCAAUUACUUCAUCCAAGAAAAUUGUAUUGGAAAGGGUGGUUAUGCUGAGGUUUACAAAGGGUGUUUGCCAAAUGGUCAGCUGGUAGCGAUUAAAAUGCUGACACGUGGAACAGAAAACGAAACUAUAGGUGACUUCUUAUCAGAACUUGGUAUAAUGGCUCAUGUAAACCACUCCAACACUGCCAAGUUAGUUGGCUAUGGGGUGGAGGGAGGAAUGUAUCUAGUGCUUGAGUUGUCUGAAAAAGGGUGCUUAGCUUCAAUGCUUAAUGGUUCCAAGGAGAAACUACCAUGGUCUUUUAGGCAGAAAAUAGCAUUAGGAACAGCUAAGGGUAUAAUGUAUCUUCAUGAAGGUUGUCAGAGAAGAAUUAUCCAUAGAGAUAUAACAGCGGCAAAUAUCUUGCUUACUGAGAACUUUGAGCCGCAGAUUUGUGAUUUCGGGCUAGCAAAAUGGCUACCAGAAAAUUGGACCCAUCACAUUGUUUCAAAAAUUGAAGGGACUUUUGGUUAUCUUACUCCUGAAUACUUGCUUCAUGGGAUAGUGGAUGAAAAAACAGAUGUAUUUGCGUUUGGUGUAGUGCUAUUAGAAUUAGUCACAGGGAGACGAGCACUUGAUCAUUCACAACAAAGCCUUGUUUUGUGGGCAAAACCUUUGCUGAAAAAGAAUUGUAUUAGGGAGCUGAUUGAUCCUUCAUUAGCCGAUGAUUUUGACUGUCGGCAGAUUAAAAUUAUGCUCUUGGCAGCUUCUUUAUGCAUUCAACAAUCCUCUAUUCGUCGCCCCUCUAUGAAACAGGUUGUACAACUUUUGAAUGGUAACCUUAGCUGCUUUAAGUUCACGAAGAAAUCUCAACAUCCAUUGUUCCGAAAAGUCUUUCAAGAAGAGCUUCUUGACGCUGAUUAAUUGAAAGAAACAUAAAUCAUACGAGUAACAGCAACACUAAAUUGUGAUGAUUGAAUGAUGAUGGUGAUGUAUCUAAUCCUUUUCAAUUUUACAUUUUCCCCCAAAAGGAAAAAAGUUCUUUUCCCCCCAUACGUCAUUGAAAGAAUUGGAGUUUCUAAAUGUAGAAAUUGCCCAUAACAAAUCGAAUAUAUUGUAGUUUAUGAAACACAAA
Messenger RNA from Glycine soja, 2064 nucleotides. Its product is annotated as receptor-like cytosolic serine/threonine-protein kinase RBK2. The coding region runs from base 636 to 1853 and encodes 405 amino acids. Lineage: Eukaryota; Viridiplantae; Streptophyta; Magnoliopsida; Fabales; Fabaceae. The transcript is spliced from 7 exons. The record is from RefSeq and is a predicted model, not a curated record. Gene Ontology annotation, molecular function: protein kinase activity; ATP binding. Gene Ontology annotation, biological process: protein phosphorylation.